AUGGGGCUGCCUUCUCCCCACAGAGCCCACAUCUAUGCCGGGCCAGCGCACAGGCCAGACACCAUCCUCUGCAAGGGAGUUGACCGUGGCAUUGUCCUUCCAGUGCACCAGGUGGCGGAGCGGGUGGAAGCCCUGGGGCAGUUUGUCAUGAAGACCAGGAGGACCCUCAAAGGCCAUGGGAAUAAAGUCCUGUGCAUGGACUGGUGCAAAGAUAAGCGGAGGAUCGUGAGCUCAUCACAGGAUGGGAAGGUGAUCGUGUGGGAUUCCUUCACUACGAACAAGGAGCAUGCAGUCACUAUGCCCUGCACGUGGGUGAUGGCGUGUGCUUAUGCCCCGUCGGGAUGUGCCAUUGCUUGUGGUGGUUUGGACAAUAAGUGUUCUGUGUAUCCUUUGACGUUUGACAAAAAUGAAAACAUGGCUGCCAAAAAGAAGUCUGUUGCUAUGCACACCAACUACCUGUCGGCCUGCAGCUUCACCAACUCUGACAUGCAGAUCCUGACGGCAAGCGGUGAUGGCACGUGCGCCCUGUGGGAUGUGGAGAGCGGGCAGCUGCUGCAGAGCUUCCACGGGCAUGGUGCUGACGUCCUCUGCUUGGACCUGGCCCCCUCAGAAACUGGAAACACCUUCGUGUCUGGGGGAUGUGACAAGAAAGCCAUGGUGUGGGACAUGCGCUCCGGCCAGUGUGUACAGGCAUUUGAAACACACGAAUCUGACAUCAACAGUGUCCGAUACUACCCGAGUGGAGAUGCCUUUGCUUCCGGGUCAGAUGAUGCUACGUGUCGCCUCUAUGACCUGCGAGCAGAUAGGGAGGUCGCCAUCUAUUCCAAAGAGAGUAUCAUAUUUGGAGCAUCCAGCGUGGACUUCUCCCUCAGUGGUCGCCUGCUGUUUGCUGGAUACAAUGAUUAUACUAUCAACGUCUGGGAUGUUCUCAAGGGGUCCCGAGUCUCCAUCCUAUUUGGACAUGAAAACCGUGUUAGCACUCUAAGAGUUUCCCCUGAUGGGACUGCUUUCUGCUCAGGAUCAUGGGAUCAUACCCUCAGAGUCUGGGCUUAAUCGUCUUCCCACAGUGCACACAUGUAUACCUAAGGAUUUGAAGUCUUCACAUAUAACUAGCUAGUUCUUCUAGAGGCGCUUAGGGUUUAUUGCAGUUUAGCUUAGGGAGCAACCCCAUGGCUCAAAGUUCACUAAGCAUCUCCAAUAUUACUCUUACAACUGCCACCCUGGAAAUAUCCUAGUGUGAGCCUUCAGCACUACAAGAAUACCUUCAAAUACAGUAUUUUUCAUUUGUGACACUUUUUAAAAUGUAUCUGUUUUUAAGGUUGUUCUAAGUUAUACCAGCCUAAACUCAUUCUGUUGUUACCAGUAGGCUUCAGCAUUUAAUAUAUUCCAUAUUAUUUCUUUGAACCAAUUUGUUUUUUAGAGCACUUUAAAGUCUGAUUUUUCUUGGUGUGCAUUGUGAUGUCUGGAACCUUCCUCUGGAAGUGCUGGUUUUAUGGACUGUCUGACCACUGCUAAUUGGUCUGGGAUAGAAGAAAAUUUCAAUUCCAAAUGUAAUUAGAUAAAAUCACUUUUUUUAGAAUGUGUUUUUAUUGUAAAAGUAUCUUUUUCAGCCUCUUGUCCUGUUGUCUUUUUUGAGAUAAAACAAUUUUGUCUGUGUGAACUGCUGUAAAUGAAGAGAGAUGUGCAUAAAAUGGACAGGAUGUUUGAUUCAUGAA
Messenger RNA from Carlito syrichta (Philippine tarsier), 1715 nucleotides. It is a transcript of the gene GNB5, whose product is annotated as G protein subunit beta 5. NCBI's taxonomy places the organism in Eukaryota, Metazoa, Chordata, Mammalia, Primates, Tarsiidae. Gene Ontology annotation, biological process: G protein-coupled dopamine receptor signaling pathway; G protein-coupled receptor signaling pathway. The transcript has 10 exons. Gene Ontology annotation, cellular component: cytoplasm; heterotrimeric G-protein complex. The record is from RefSeq and is a predicted model, not a curated record. Bases 1 to 1053 code for a protein of 350 amino acids. Gene Ontology annotation, molecular function: signaling receptor complex adaptor activity; protein binding.